UCCCAGCUCUUUUUAUUUUUUACUUUUGAGAUAGGAUCCUGCUAAGUUGCUGAGACUGACCUCAAAGUCACAAUCCUCCCGCCUUGGCUUCCUGAGUAGAUGGGAUUAAAGCCCCCAGAGGGCGCUGUGGGCGUAUCUGCCGCACUGCYGGCAGCGUCCCCCGGGAGGAGCCUCUCCUGCAGCCGCCGCAACCGCCUCCGCGAUUGCAAACCCGGAAGACGGCUCUGGCAGCUGGACUGUGCGGGCCGGCCCGGUACGGCCAUGCAGCCCCUGGAGGUAGGUCUGGUUCCCGCUCCAGCGAGGGAGCCGAGACUGACCCGCUGGCUACGGAGAGGCAGUGGGAUCUUGGCCCACCUGGUAGCUUUGGGCUUCACCAUCUUCCUGACUGCGCUGUCCCGGCCAGGAACCAGUCUUUUCUCCUGGCACCCUGUAUUCAUGGCCUUGGCGUUCUGCCUCUUCAUGGCUGAGGCCAUCCUCCUCUUCUCACCUGAGCAUUCUGUGUUCCUCUUCUGCUCCCGAAAGGCCUGGAUCUGGCUCCACUGGGCAGGGCAGACCCUAGCCAUUCUCUGCGCUGCCCUAGGCCUGGGCUUCAUCAUCUCCAGCAAGAUGCGAAGUGAGCUGCCCCAUCUGGUAUCCUGGCACAGCUGGCUAGGAGCACUGACAUUACUGGCUACUGGCGGCCAGGCACUAUGUGGGCUCUGCCUACUUUGUCCCCGGGCAGCCAGGGUCUCCAGGGUGGCUCGCCUCAAGCUCUACCAUUUGACAUGUGGACUGGUGGUCUACCUGAUGGCUACAGUUACAGUGAUUCUGGGCAUGUACUCAGUGUGGUUCCAGGCCCAGAUCAGAGAUGCAGCUUGGUACCUGUGCCUGGCACUGUCCCUCUACCCAGCCCUGGUGAUCAUGCACCAGAUCUCCAGCUCCUACUUGCCAAGGAAGAAAAUGGAUAUGUGAGUGCUUCUGAACUCUGAAUCUGGUUGGAAUACUUGCCUUGGAUUUCAAUCAUUCCUUGGUGACCUUCAAAGGACCCACUUCAGAAGUGGUUGAGUUUUUGCACUUAAUGGCUGGGCCAGGU
Molecule: messenger RNA, 1072 nt
Organism: Urocitellus parryii (Arctic ground squirrel)
Lineage: Eukaryota; Metazoa; Chordata; Mammalia; Rodentia; Sciuridae
Gene: Cyb561d1
Product: cytochrome b561 family member D1
Molecular function (GO): transmembrane monodehydroascorbate reductase activity
Source: RefSeq, a predicted model, not a curated record